UAUCUAUCUAUCUAUCUAUCUAUCUAUUUAUCAUCUAUCCAGCCGCUGGGUGGCAGUAGUGGUUUUGCUGUCAUUUUUUUAAAUCGCAGAAGAAGAAGUAAACCGGAAAAACGUCGCUGCAAAAGGACGUUCGUGCCUUUCCCUUUCGUGCGGUUUGUGCCGUUUGGAAAGAUGCUGACCAGUAUCACUAACGUGCUGAGAGCUUGUGUUCAGAAAAAUGGAGCUGCUGUGGUUAUGUCAGCACGCACCUACGCGGACUUCACAUCCCAGGCUACAUUUGAGAUCAAGAAAUGUGACCUCCACAAGCUGGAAGAAGGCCCGGCUACUCAGGUGGUCAUGACCCGGGAUGAGGGUCUGCAGUACUACCGCGUCAUGCAGACCAUGAGACGGAUGGAGCUGAAGGCAGAUCAGCUGUACAAGCAGAAGAUCAUCAGAGGGUUCUGCCACCUUUACGAUGGACAGGAGGCUUGUGCUGUUGGGAUUGAAGCAUCAAUUAAUCUGACGGAUCACCUGAUUACCGCGUACCGUGCCCACGGCUACACCUACACCAGGGGAGGAACGGUGAAGGAGAUAAUGGCUGAACUCACCGGCAGAAGAGGCGGCAUUGCAAAGGGGAAAGGAGGCUCCAUGCACAUGUACUGUAAACAUUUCUAUGGGGGAAAUGGGAUUGUCGGAGCUCAGGUUCCUCUGGGUGCAGGUGUGGCUCUAGCCUGCAAGUAUCAGGGCAACAACGAGCUGUGUGUCUGUCUUUAUGGUGAUGGCGCUGCCAACCAGGGUCAGAUUUUUGAAACCUACAACAUGGCCGCUCUCUGGAAGCUACCCGUGAUCUUCAUCUGUGAGAACAACCGGUAUGGGAUGGGUACGUCCGUGGAGCGAGCUGCAGCCAGCACCGACUACUACAAGAGAGGAGAGUUUAUUCCAGGACUCAGGGUGGAUGGGAUGGACGUUCUGUGUGUUCGGGAGGCAGCCAGAUUUGCAGCUGAUCACUGCCGGUCUGGAAAGGGUCCAAUUCUCAUGGAACUGCAGACGUACCGCUAUCACGGACACAGUAUGAGUGACCCUGGAGUCAGCUACCGCACACGUGAGGAGAUCCAGGAGGUCCGCAGUAAGAGUGACCCCAUCUCCAUGCUGAAGGACCGUCUCCUCAGCAACAACAUGGCCAGUGUGGAGGAGCUCAAGGAGAUUGACGUGGAGGUGAGGAAGGAAAUCGAAGACGCUGCUCAGUAUGCCACCACGGAUCCUGAACCCCCCCUGGAGGAACUGUGCAAUCACAUCUUUUCCAACAAUCCACCUCUGGAGGUGCGCGGCACAAACCCCUGGGCCAAGCUGAAGUCUGUCAGCUAAAGUUUGGGUUUUCUCAACAUCGCAAAAUUAUUUUAACCCCUUCCUUACUGUCAAUCAUGUACACAUGUCCCAGAAUGCACCUUGAACUAGUGUAAAAUACCCAGAGCAUCAACAAAGGUUUUAUUUUUACAACUUGAAACAAUCAGAGCCGCUUCAGCAAAGACGUUUUGAGAAUUAAGUUAACUGGAAAAACAUCUGAUGGUUUAAAUUUGUGUGUAUUUAUUUUCCCUUCAUGUCCCUUUACCGUAGCCUGCCCACUGACCUACAGCUGGACCCUGCUUCACUGCAGCGCUACUGUACGGAUAUUUAAAGGAACUCUUAGUUAAAAAACAAACUGCUGAACUCAAGUGUGAUUUGUCAAUGUUGCCAGAGUCUAAAAAUUCUUCAGUUUUUUUUAUUAAACAUCAAAACGAGCCAAAAUCGCUGUUUUAGACAUUUAAUUAGAAGUAUGCUAAACAGGGAGGUCCUGCUGGUUUAAAGUCAUUUAAGUUCGAAGCUACAAAUAAAAGCAUUUUCCUUGGCUUCUGUGUUUAAAUGUUUGCAGCUAAGCACUUUGCAUUUGUCAUCAUCAGCUCUUCUGUCCAUGGGAGGAUGUGUUGUGUCUUCUAUACCUGGUUUUGUUUAGCUCCAAGCUUUGAGGGCAACUGAAUAAAUAUCUGCCUUCAUGUCAAACAUGGUCGGAUCUGUAACAUGAUUUUAUUUUUUUAUUUAUUUUGCUCCAAGUGAGCAAGAUAGUUAAAUCCAUCUGAGUUGAUCGGUUGUUGAGUUAUUUAUGUUCCAACCAUGUCACAAAAGCAGCAAGCUCCAACCACACGUGUUGAUGAUGUUUCUGCUCGUUAGGCAGAAUCUGGGUGUUUUGAGUUUGUUAUCCCAGAUUUCAACCCAACCAGAACUCUUCAGUUUCAGCCUUUAAAGCAGGCGUGGGGAACCCUGGUCCUCGAGGGCAGGUAUCCUGCUCAUCUCUGCUCCAACACUUCUGAUUCAGUGGUUGAUUCACCUGCAGCUCAUCAAGCUCUGCAGAAGCUUGUUAAUCACCUACUGAUUGAAAUCAGGUGUGAUGAUGCCGGGAUGAAACUAUGCUGGAUAGCGGCCCUCGGUGGACCAGGGUUCCCCACCCCUGAUUUAAAGCUUCUCAGACCGAAAUGUUGGGUUUAGUAUCAUCUGCAGCUUUAUGGAGAUGUUUUCAUGAAACAUUCAGAAUUUAAGAUCACUUUGUCGCAGUGUGAAAAAUGUUUGUCAUCUGGCUGUAGAUUAAUUUAAACUGAAAAUUUUCUUAAAGUUUGUUACAGUCCUGGGAUCAGAGACGUCCUUGUGAGGUGUGUGGGAAAAAAGAUUGUUUUAAAUGGCUGCUGUUACAUUCAGGCAAAAGUGAUUUAUGUGUGAAUCCCAGUAAUAAAUAAUCUAAAUAUUC
Molecule: messenger RNA, 2755 nt
Organism: Nothobranchius furzeri (turquoise killifish)
Lineage: Eukaryota; Metazoa; Chordata; Actinopteri; Cyprinodontiformes; Nothobranchiidae
Gene: pdha1a
Product: pyruvate dehydrogenase E1 subunit alpha 1a
Biological process (GO): pyruvate decarboxylation to acetyl-CoA
Cellular component (GO): intracellular membrane-bounded organelle
Molecular function (GO): pyruvate dehydrogenase (acetyl-transferring) activity
Source: RefSeq, a predicted model, not a curated record